Messenger RNA from Osmerus eperlanus (European smelt), 4499 nucleotides. RefSeq names its product pre-B-cell leukemia homeobox interacting protein 1b (gene pbxip1b). Lineage: Eukaryota; Metazoa; Chordata; Actinopteri; Osmeriformes; Osmeridae. The transcript is spliced from 12 exons. The coding region runs from base 182 to 3115 and encodes 977 amino acids. Gene Ontology annotation, cellular component: membrane. The record is from RefSeq and is a predicted model, not a curated record.
GCGGGACCUCUGUGAGUGACGCGAGGCUGGAAGUGAGAGCGUGGGUCGUGCUGUUAGUGUGAAUUGAAAGCGACUGGAAUGGAAAGAUCCAUUUAAUUGGCGAUAAGUGGUUGACAAACAAUCGCGAAUUCGUGAAGGAAAAGACGCAACUUCAGGUGCUGGACAGAGCCACUAGGGGGCGAUGUCUGACAGCAGCAGUGCCAACAGCAACAGCUGGACCCUCCUUGCAACAGAGGAGAAUGUUGCUGAAACCCUGAGGCCUGUAGCAGAGGGAAUAGAGAACCAUACAGACAUACUUGGUCCUGCUACAUUGGAGCUUACAGGAGAGAUGGGAGAUGGGAAGGGUGCUGUGCCUGCGGAGAGGGAGAGGUCUGAGGAGAGCUGGCAGGCACCACAGGAAGUGACAGGAUCACAGGAAGUAGAUCUUGAGAGAGUGGAGGAUACUAUCUCUCAUGUGCAGCACAACACCUCUGACCCUGCCCACGACCCCAACCUGGCCCCUGACCCUGCCCACGACCCCAACCUGACCCCUAACCCUGUCGGUGAUGUGCCCUCCUCUUCCUCUGUAGAAGUAACAAACCCUGACCCUGCCCACGACUCCCACAUGACCCCUGACCCAACCUCUGUCACCAACGACCACCUUCCCUCCUCAUUAGAAAUCCCUGUCCCCUCCAACCCUGAUCUCGACACUGCCAGCCAAUUAGCAGGCUCCUCUGAGAGCCAAGCCCCUCCCAGCCCUGACCCUGAUUCGUUCUCUGAAUCCUACACCCAUAUCAGCCCGUCUGCGGAAGAGGGCUCUGGAUUCCUGCUCACUGAGACCCUGGGAGCAGAGGAAGAGGCGGAGCUCAUACAGGAAGGAGAAGCUGUCCAUCAGCUUAACGGGGAGGAGCUUGGGCAGGAAGAGGAAGAGUCUGAGCUGUCUCAGAGGGUGACUGAGGACGGGAAACAGGCAGUGAAGUUGGUGGACCAGCUGGUCAGGGACUUGUUCCAUAUCUGGGCCAGGAAGUUGGCAGGACAGGCUGUGUCCGUACCAUCUGGAGUCUGGGAGGAGUGGGCAGGUGACGGGAGGGAGGAGUCUGAGGUGAGGAGGAGGAGGAGGGGCUCUCUGCUGGCAGCCCUGGAGCGGAUCGGACGGAGGGAUGAGGAAGAGGAGGAGGAAGACCUCCGUCUCCCUCAGAGGGAGGAGGAGGAGACAGGCUUCUCUCUGAACAAGUGCAUCCUGGGAGCCAUCAUCUUGCUAGGUCUCGGAACUAUCUUCUUCUCAGGUGUCUUCAUGGACCUGGAUGAGGAGGGAGAGUAUGAUGUCAGAGAGAUGAGAGACGCAGACGUCACCGGAAAACAUGAAUGGUUGAACCCUGAGGUCCCUCCUCCGCCUGUAGAUGUUGACAACCCAGAGCUCCUGAAUAAACCAUCUGAAGAGAACUUGCACGUGUCCGUGCUGCAAGCCCAACUUCAGGCACAGAAAGAGGAGCUAAAAGUAGCCCAGGGACAAGCAGCCGAGGGAGCGAAGGAGCGCGUGAGGAGGGAGGAGGUGGAGAAGGAGAAUGGUAGGCUGAAGAAAGACACGUCGUCUCUCCCUGUGCUUCUGAAAGAGAACGAGAAGAUGAAGAGAGACCUGGCCUCUGUUCCCGCCCUACAGAGAGAAGUAGAAAGACUCAGAGCCACAGUGACUGAACUAAAAAACAUCCCAGCCAGUGACACCACCUCACCGCCAGGCUCUCCUGCUGCAGCGCCCUCCCCUGGCCCGGUGGAGGACAGCAGCCUGAACACAGACAGGCCUGCAGACGAGGAGGUCAGGACCUUGAGGGAGGGAGAGGGGAAGGAGAAGAAGAAGAAAGACUGGAUGGCAGGAAAUGAGUGGAAGAAGGAAGAGCCUGGGCAGGGAAAACGAGGAAAGGAAGGAUGGAAGGAGCAGGGGGAGAAAAAACUGAGGGAAGGUGGGAAAAAAGACUGGAAACCCGAAAAUGAGUGGAAAAAAGGAAAGCGUGAUAAGGAGAGUGACGGUCAGGGCGGGAAGAAAAUGGAGAAGAAAGAGUGGAAAGGGAAAGAAGAGAAAACAGGGGAGUGGAAGAAAGAGAGAGAAAGCAGAGGGGAUGAGGGGAAGCCAUGGAAGAACAGGGAGGAGAGGAAGGAAGGGAGAGGAAAGAGUGAGAGAAAAGACUGGAAGAAGGGCGAGAACAUGGGUGAGGGGAAGGAGUGGAAGGGCAAAAGUGAGAAAAAAGAAAAGAAAGGAGGGAAACGGUAUGUUGACGGGAACGAGGGGAAGGGAGGGGAAGAGUGGAGACACGAGAAGGACUGGGGGAAAAGACACAAGGACAAAGGAGAGAGAAAACAGUGGAAGGGCGACAAAGAUUGGAAAAAGAAAGACGGCGGGAGAGAAUGGAAGGGUGAGGAGACGAGACCUUGGCAAGGGAAAGAGAUGGAGGGGUCCAGAGAGGGAGACAGGAAGAAGGAGAGACGGGGGGAGACCUGGAGACAGGAGGGAGGAAGUCACCACAGAGGCAAAGACGAGCACAAACACGACAAGCAUGAGAAGAGCCACCAUGGCUUCACAGAGAGAGAGGGAGGGAAGAAGGAGCUGUGGCACGGCCCUGGGGAGAAAAGCCCGCCUCCCACCCACCGCAGACCCCCCCUGGAGCAACCCAACUACUGGCUCCUGCAGCGAGAACGCCUUCAGCACAACCCCAGCCCUCAAGCCAAGUGCACCUCAGUGGAGACCUGCGCCCAGGCUGAGGGGCUGCUCCCGGUUCCCUUGCCAGAGUUUGAGGCCCUUCUCCUGGGUUACCUGGCCAAGGCAGAGAGGGUGGGGGUGGAGGCCUCCAGGAGAGAAGAGCUGAGGAAGCUGGCCACGGAAUUCUUCAAGGACGGAGUGUUCGCCCACGACCAGAUGAGCUUCCGGGAUUUUGUGGAGGAUCUGGGAGAAAUCUUGGAAGAUAUGGUGGAUGGAGAGGAGGAUGAGGAUGAGGAUGAGGAUGAAGAAGAGGGGGGGAUAGAGGAAGAGAUGGAUGGGUUUGAUGAUGAGGCUAUGAAGAAGUUUGCAGUGCCAGGUGGAGGAGAGAAAGUGGAGAAAAAGAGAGGCGAGAGGAUGAAGGAGGCUGGAAGAGGUCACGGGUGAUGGAUGGAGAGAAACAGGAAGUGUGGAGGAAGGAUGGAGGAGACGCAUCGCUCAGAGGGAACAUGCAGAUUACACACACACACACACCAUUCUUUCUCUACACUGUUUUGCUUAUUUCUUCCCUCUCCUCCUCUCUUUUCAUCAUGCUUCAUAUUAGCUCAGGUACCACAGCAGGCAGAUUUACAUUUGAAGGCUUGAAUGUCUUAAAGGAGAAUACACGUCUUAUUCUGGCUUCCAGAAGGGCUUAGGGAAGUCAGGAGGAGAGAAGUGGAGAGGCUCACGUGUGUUUGUUCUGAGGGAGCUUCACAGACCUGCCCAGUCAGGAGGGCUUAGGGAAGUGUUCAGGACCAGAGAAGAGGUGAGAGCUGAAACGUAUUCAUCCUGUUAGGGACCUGACACAAGUCCUUACACACAUGCCCACUCCCAUAACCACUGCCAUUUGUAUACUAGAUGUAGGCAAAUAGGGAACAUUCUUCACGUGUUGCCAGUAUAGCAGAUGCUUUAGUAAUGUUACAUGUUACACACAUGCACACACACACAUUGAAGUCAUGAACCCAUGAAUAGAAGAACAGUUUUCCUCAACCUUAGUUAUACCUUGUAUGGUCAAGUUCUGGUUCUUCAUAGAAGAACUUCUGACAGGGCCUGAGACCAGAUGGGCUUGGGAGACACAUCUCUCCAUCUGGUACGUACAAUUAAAAAGUGUGUUUUUCCUCAGUUUGAUACCAUGCACUGCAUUACUUAACCAAGCAAGGCUUACCAUUCUCUAGCUUGACUCAUGUUAACCUAUUUAUCCUUAAAGUUGUUUAGACGAGAGGUGGUUUGUCAUUAAUGGUCUGUUGUACUUAAGGAGCCCAGUACUAGAGGAGUCACUAUUACUGAAAAGAUUGAGCUAAUAAAAUGUUUAUAAUGAGGGUAGGUCUUUAUAUCCAUGCACUGUAAAGGUUUCCAGUGUACGUAGUGCACUGAAACUCCACACACAAGAAAUGUAGCUAACUUAUUACCGGUACUUUAAAGAUAUAGAAAUGUCUGUGAAGGUACAAUAUUUUUUUGUAUUGUUUGGUUUGUUAGAAAUAUAAUUUGUCAUUUGUGUAUUUUUUUUUUUGUCUGAAUUUGAUGAAACACUAAAAUGUCAAACAUUAAUGUAGAAGAUCAUCAUGGCACAUAUGCAAGACAUUUGCGCAUGCAUGUUUGUCGGUAAAGUACCCUAAAGCCUGGUUGAUAUGAAAAGUCCUUAAAAGGCCACAUAGAAAACUACUUCAAAGGGCAUUGAAGCUGAUUUAAGUAUGGGUGUAGUGGCAGGAGUGUAGAUGACACUGUAUGUUGGGUGAGUUUCAUUUCAGUAUGUUUAUGAUGCAAAUAAUUCAAUAAAUACAGCUGGUCCCGA